This is a messenger RNA of Cotesia congregata, 490 nucleotides long. The record is from the annotation of a GenBank genome assembly. Lineage: Eukaryota; Metazoa; Arthropoda; Insecta; Hymenoptera; Braconidae.
AGUUGCAAUGUCGAAAAACGGAAUCAUGUGUUCACUAUUUUUUGUGAAUAUACUUUUUUUUAUUUUUAUUAUUAUUAUCGCAUCACCAGUUAUUAAAAUAAAGGAAGAAAAUUGUCCAGACCCAAUGGAGCUAUUGCAAAAUGAGCUGAAUUUGCUAAAAGGUAAAAGCAAUUUUCAUUUCAAUAACAUGAGCAAAAUAAUAGAAGAAGAAUUUUAUCACAAUAAAACAUGCCUUUAUCAAUUCACUGGAGCGAUAAAAUCUGAUAAUUCCAUGGACUUGCCUUCUUUUCUGGGUUUCGACCCAGCGGAUAUAGCAAUAUGGCCGGCAAAUUCUCCGGUACUAGAAUUUAUAAUAAAUUUCGGCAGCUGUUUUCCGAUAAAAAGUCAUCGUACCUCAACAGAAUCAGUAAAAAAGCUUAUGGCUUGUAUAAAUGCGAAUAGUGAGUUAUAUCAAUGUCCAAAAGGUUUCGAAAGAAUGGCCUUUAAUUAA